AUGUCGUUUUAUUACGCCGGUUUUAACACCAAUGCACUCUUCUCCAAAGACGGAAAUAUCAUUCUUGCCGUAGAUUCGUUCACCACAGUACCAUUUCCUGGAAUUACAGACUUUCAAAUCGGUUGGAGUUAUUUUCUCGUUUGGAAAGAGGAUGGGUUGUAUAUUUCUAGAAAAUCUGAGGAAGAUAGUAAAGAGAUUGAACUAGUACAAAUACCAGACAAGUCGCUAAAUAGUUGCAAGCAAGCUGCACCUGGCAGGGACAACGUAGUAAUCCUAUCCAAAGACAACGAACUCUGGCGAUACAAAAUUUACGAAAAUUCUUGGAAGAAAGUUGACAAUUUCAUUUUUAACAGCAACGAAUCGGAAAACGAGUAUCCUGUUAAAAUAGCGCAAGGAGGAUGCACGGUGGUUCUCACUAAUUUAGGUCGGGUGUUCAACGUUCCUACGUUGGUCGACAUGCCGAAGAGGGUUCGAUUCACAGAUAUCGCCUGUGGAUUCGACCACACUGUCCUGUUGGCAGGAAACGGUGACAUUUAUUCAAUGGGAAUGGGAACGCGUGGUCAAUUGGGGCACAACGAUUUAGAAGACUGCGAUAAUCCGAGGCUGAUCGAGGCGUUAGCGGGCAUUAAAGUGGUCGAAAUUUCGGCGGCGGGCUGGCACAGUGCCGUAGUCACCGAUCAAGGUGACCUGUAUACAUGGGGGUGGAAUACCAAGGGAGAAUUAGGCUUGCUCAGCCUAGAGAGCAAAGUAUCGGCUGUGCCCACGUUGGUUCAUUUCACAGACGAACGGGACGAGACCGUGGAAAUUUUGGUGAAAAAGGUUCGAUGCGGAAAUACGUUCACCGUUUGUACAACUGAUGAUGGAACACUUUGGGGUUGCGGAUGCAAUAAGUACGGGCAAUUAGGACAGCCUCGAGAAAGGCUCGCAGCUACUUCGAAGUUCGUGAAACUGGACGUUCCUGUAAAACCCACGAGCAUUCGAGAUUUCAAGUGUCGCGAAUGGGGCACUGUACUUGUAACGGACUGAUAUUGUAACUUUUUGCGAGAAGAAAAUAAAGAAGACGUCAGUCGUUUGA
This is a messenger RNA of Habropoda laboriosa, 1075 nucleotides long. RefSeq names its product probable E3 ubiquitin-protein ligase HERC4. Lineage: Eukaryota; Metazoa; Arthropoda; Insecta; Hymenoptera; Apidae. The record is from RefSeq and is a predicted model, not a curated record. The transcript has 6 exons. Bases 1 to 1026 code for a protein of 341 amino acids.